CAAAACAAAACCGAAUUUCAAGUUUAACAAAAUCAGAUUAGUUCAAAUCAAUUUACCUUGAAGGUGGAGCCAUGAGCCAAAUAGCUCCUAUUUCCAAAUGGCGCACCUCAGCCAGCGUAAUUCUGGUGGCCAGCGAUGGCGGAACAAGCGACGAUUACAAGUUGCUAAUGCUUAAGCGCAGCGAUGCCACGGCUAUGGUGGUCAACCAGACCGUAUUCCCCGGCGGGCUUCUGGACUCGGAGGCCGAUGAGAGUGUGGCCUGGCUGCAGUACCUCGAGGAGUUCGGUGUCCCGCAGGAGGAGCUUCGCCGCCUGGUGCUGAUUCGGGACGAUCGUCCUGCCAUUUUGGCACCACAGGGCACCGGCUGUUAUGAUCGCUUCUUCAAGCGCUCCCGCAUUUGGUCGAGGGAGAUUAUACUGCGCCUCACCGCCGUGCGCGAGAGCUUUGAGGAAGUCGGAGUGCUGCUGGCCCGCAAUCAGAAGCAGCUGGAUUUUGGUGCGGUGGCCUGCGUUCAGGAUGUGCCUGAUCUUGAGGCGUGGCAGCGAAGGGUGCACGACAAGCCCAGCGAGUUCUUGACCCUAUGUCGUCAGUUGAAAGUGGUCCCGGAUCUUUGGGCUCUGCACGAGUGGUCUGCCUGGUCAAGUCCUGGGUUUCUGCGAAAGGGGUAUGAAACGGUUUUUUUUAUAGCUUUUGUAGAUAAACAGCCCAAACUGCUGAAUGAGCCCGGCGAGGUCAAAGAGACGAUGUGGCUGACACCGCUGGACUUGCUGCGACUAAACGAACUGGGUGAGGUUUGGUUUCUACCUCCUCAGGUCUACGAACUGUUGCGCCUUAUGGGUAUCAAGGAGUACUUGCGUUUAUUGGAUUUUGCCAUCAAGCGAGGAGUAUUGGGGACGACCAUGUUUCUGCCGGUGGUUUACAAUUGUGAAGGAACUUUGGUCUAUGUUCUGCCAGGCGAUGACUUCUAUGUACCAGAGCCACACUUGGUCACCGAGAUUAUACCUUUUCCUGGCUCAGCGGAUGAGUUUAGAGCACGUUCACAGCGAUUGCAUCGGUAUGCCUAUGGCGCUUCCAUUAAAAAUUUGGAGCUUAACAUUCCCCCACCCAAUGGACACUUGAGACCGCUAAAAUUCCAGAUGGAACGCCAAAAGCUGUAAUCACAUUCCGCCGUUGCCUGGACAUCGAUGACGAUGGGGGUCACCCUAGCUGCUUAGCUCUGAUAAGAUGCUUACUGUGACCCCUGUCACAAAUUGUUGUUUUCUGAAAUUGUUCUAAGCGGCUUUAGCCGGUCAUCAAAUUAUGUAGACCCCGAGCUCUGGACAGAGGAGCAAUAAUUAUAAUUUUAUAGGCGAAAUU
This is a messenger RNA of Drosophila serrata, 1356 nucleotides long. RefSeq names its product acyl-coenzyme A diphosphatase NUDT19. Gene Ontology annotation, cellular component: mitochondrion. NCBI's taxonomy places the organism in Eukaryota, Metazoa, Arthropoda, Insecta, Diptera, Drosophilidae. The record is from RefSeq and is a predicted model, not a curated record. Gene Ontology annotation, molecular function: hydrolase activity, acting on acid anhydrides, in phosphorus-containing anhydrides.